Molecule: messenger RNA, 1161 nt
Organism: Galdieria sulphuraria
Lineage: Eukaryota; Rhodophyta; Bangiophyceae; Galdieriales; Galdieriaceae
Product: ubiquitin-like 1-activating enzyme E1 A
Exons: 1
Coding region: 12-1133 (373 amino acids)
Biological process (GO): protein sumoylation
Cellular component (GO): cytoplasm; SUMO activating enzyme complex
Molecular function (GO): SUMO activating enzyme activity
Source: RefSeq, a predicted model, not a curated record
UGUUAUUGAAAAUGUCAUCUAGUGCUAUUAUUUAUGAUCGUCAAAUAAGACUUUGGGGUUUACAAACACAGUCAAAAAUAUUGAAAAGUAAAGUAUUUUUAUUCGGAUAUCAUUCUGGACUAUUAGAAGAACUUGCAAAGGACCUUGUGUUGACAGGAGUGGGAACUUUGGUGAUUGGCAAAUACUCUGAGUAUACGGAGACAUCUGGACAACCCAAGUUUGUCACUUAUUUGGGUCACGAUUUGGAGGAACUGGUGAAAGCCUUAAGUGUCUUGAACCCACGUGCACAGAUUCAGACAGUCAAUACUUUUGUGGAGAAGCAUUUUUCUGAAAAGGUUGAAGAACAAAACGAUAUCCAAAUAGUCUCAAGACUCAUUGAAACCAAAAGUUUUGAAAUUUGUUGUUUGAUCUGUGAAAGAAUUGGAUGUCCUGUUGCUUUUGCCUUGAACAGAAUUUGUAGAGAUAACAAUACCUUAUUUGUAUAUGCUGAAGUAAUAGGUGCUUUAGGUUUCCUCAUAUUGGAUCUUGGUUCUCACUACACCUAUCAUUACUUGAACAAAAGCAGCAAACGAGCUUCCAGACUGAGAUCUACCAACAGAAAUGAAGUGAUUGCUUUAGAUGAUAGUGAUUCGGACAGUGCACAAGUUGAUAAUCAUUCCUAUUCUAUGUCCAUUGAAAAUGAACGAACACUUGAAUAUCCCACAUUGGAACAAGUGUUAAGCAAUAUACGACAAAGUCCGUAUCCAUUAUACUUUAGUUUUCUUGCUUUUGUGAGAAGAUGGAAGGAAGAAUACUGUAUGACUUCACAAGACUGUUUAGAAGAUAGACAGAGACAGUUCGAAAUGUUUUUGCAGCUUCACAAGAUUGACAUAAAAAAAUCUGAGUUGCAGUCAUCAUACAACUUUUGUUCCUUUAUGAAUGUAGAGUUGAUAUCAGUUAGUUCAUGUUUGGCGGGGGUCCUUGGAAGAGAAAUUGUCAAGUUGAUAAGUAGAAAUGAGAAACCUAUCUUUAACACUUUUAUAUUCGAUGCGUUUUCUUGUUUAGGAAGUAUUGUGUAUAUUCCUUCUACAAAAGUUGAUCGAAAACGUUCGAGAGAAGAUGAAAAGGAGGAUUCCACUGUCUACGAUAUCUAAAAUAUGUUAAGAAUGGAAUGAGAUACUU